Orycteropus afer afer is the source of this 936-nucleotide messenger RNA. RefSeq names its product vomeronasal type-1 receptor 1. The record is from RefSeq and is a predicted model, not a curated record. Gene Ontology annotation, cellular component: membrane. Lineage: Eukaryota; Metazoa; Chordata; Mammalia; Tubulidentata; Orycteropodidae. Gene Ontology annotation, molecular function: pheromone receptor activity. Gene Ontology annotation, biological process: G protein-coupled receptor signaling pathway.
AUGGUUUCUGACAAUGUGCAAAAGGGGAUUCUCUUCCUCACUCAGAUGGCAGCUGGGAUCCUGGGAAACUCAUUUCUUCUUGGUCUUUAUAACUUCAAUUUGAUUACUGGACAUGUGUUGAGACCUUGAGAGAUUCUCAGCCAACUGGUCCUGGCCAACUCCCUGGUACUUUUUUCUAAAGGGAUUCCUCAGACUAUGGCAGCUUUUGGACUAAAGUUUUUCCUCUGUGAUGGGGGAUGCAAACUAGUCUUCUAUUUGCACAGAGUGGGCAGAGGGGUUUCCCUCCGCACUACAUGCCACCUAAGUGGUUUCCAGGCCAUUAAGCUUUGUCCCAACUUCUCUAAGUGGAUGAUGCUCAGAAUGAGGUCAACAAAGUGCAUUGGCUUCUGCUGUUUCCUCUGCUGGAUUCUGCAUGUCUUGUUAAAUGUCUUACUUCCUUUGACAGUGAAUGGGCCACAAAAUAGCACAAACACAGGUAUAAGAAAUUUUAGCUACUGUUCUCUACCUAUCCUGGAUAAACUGAUAAAUAAUCUUCAUGCCACCAUGUUCUCCUCCAUUGAUGUGAUACAUUUGGGCUUCAAGGUCUGGACCAGUGGCUCCAUGGUCUUUGUCCUGCACAGACACAAGCAGCGAGUCCAACACAUUCACAGCAACAGAUGCUUGCCCAGACCUUCCCAUGAGGACAGAGCCACACACAACAUCCUUAUCCUGGUGGGCAUGUUUGUCUCUUUUUACUGUCUUCCAUUACUUACUGUCUUCCAUUUUGACUCUUUGACUCUAAUUUUGACUCCAUACCAGUGGCUGGUGGACAUGUCUGUGUUUGUGGCAUCAUGUUUUUCAACAUUCAGCCCUUUUGUGCUCAUCAUUAGUGACACCCAUGUCUCUAGACUUUUUUUUUUUUUUUGCCUGUUCAAAAAACCACAAUUUUUUGAGUAA